AUGAAUUCUAUGAAUAUGUCAUCAUCAAUCGAUUUUGUGCCUAAUCUAACUUCUAUCAUUCAAUGCAAUGAUACAUUGAAUGCACCUAAUAUAUGCACAGAGCAUCCAUUUAUAGAUACUUCACUUUGUCAAGACUAUAUUAGAAAUACAAGUGUAUUGUGUGCUAUUACAAUAAAUGAAACAAUGAUAACACAACGAGCACUCAUCUAUGAAAACUACGAAAUUUAUAUUUCUGAAAAAGUUUAUCAAGUACCACCAAUACUUUCUAAUACUUCAAAUAAUUCGUUUAUUGAAACAGCAACUACCGUCUAUUAUAAGUAUAUUGGUCCUGCCGCAACACCUGUUGAAGAAUGUGCUUGUACAAAUUCUCUUUGUAAUCAAAAUAUUACCACAUGUGUACCAUAA
This is a messenger RNA of Rotaria sordida, 405 nucleotides long. The record is from the annotation of a GenBank genome assembly. Lineage: Eukaryota; Metazoa; Rotifera; Eurotatoria; Philodinida; Philodinidae.